Molecule: messenger RNA, 1071 nt
Organism: Trypanosoma theileri
Lineage: Eukaryota; Euglenozoa; Kinetoplastea; Trypanosomatida; Trypanosomatidae
Exons: 1
Coding region: 1-1071 (356 amino acids)
Source: RefSeq, a predicted model, not a curated record
AUGCCGGACGGCGACAGCUUGGUGGCGUCAUUGGCGCCGCCGGCAGUGAAUGUUAAUAUACCUCUUCCAUCUGUUGAUGCUGCUGCAACUGGGGUUAGCGACGCAAGGAGCGACGAUGUCUCUUGCGAGCACCUUCGCCUCAUUGCCCGCUGCAUGAGCCGUACGCUGCUGCGGCAUCCUCAACUCCCGUCCUUUCACAACGACCCGCGUGCAAUGUACACCGCGCUGCAUGACUUCUUCACGCAGUGGUCUGCACGCCAGCAACGCGCGGCGGCACUCGCACUGUCAACGGCACAAGUGAUGAGUCUUCUGCAGUACGGUGAGUCUGCCAUACGUCGUGCGGCUGUGGCGGGAUCCACACUCGCGCGGGCACAAACAGCGGCGGAACUCGUCGCCGCCUCUCCCCUCAUCGCCGUGGAGGCCUUAACGCGUGAGUUGCAGUGUCUACCGGUCCGCGUGGUGCUGACACCCGUGGCGGAGGUGUUGGAACUCGCCCGUUUUCUGGAUGAUGCACAGCAGCUUCGAACACCAUUUGGUGCUGUGAACCUUGUGCAUAUCGUGGCGAUUGGGGCGUCGCUAUCGCCAGCGCCAGACAUGAAGACGCUUUUGCUGCGCGUUGCUGCAGGACUUGAGCAUCACCUGCUGUGUGCCGCCAUCUUCCACGAGUGGUCACUAAUUGACAAAAUAAACUCCGAGGGCUUGCGUACACUAUCUCAAGCCCUACAGCAGGCACCGUGUGAUGGUCAAACUGUAGAUGUCGUGGCGUCUUUGCUUGCGACCAGCUCGAUAGAAGGUCUCGGCAGUGGUCCUGCUGAUCCAGCAGCGGUAACAGCAGUAGCACCAGGCAGUGGCGUGGAAAGGAGUUCACGGCGCUCCGGCUCCUCCUGGUACCCUGACGUGUUGCAGGAGAGGUGUGGAACUGUGUCUCCUGCAGGGAUGUGUGAUGGUGGAAGCAUGAGCAGUAGCAAGAGGAGUGAGUCUCCAGUCAGUGUGUUGGAGUUGGUAGAGGGAAGUGGCGACGAAGCGUCCGGUACUGUGGAUUUGGAGUUUUGGCGUCGGUUAUGUAGUUGA